This is a messenger RNA of Alosa alosa (allis shad), 2528 nucleotides long. RefSeq names its product armadillo repeat containing 10 (gene armc10). NCBI's taxonomy places the organism in Eukaryota, Metazoa, Chordata, Actinopteri, Clupeiformes, Clupeidae. The transcript is spliced from 6 exons. The record is from RefSeq and is a predicted model, not a curated record. Gene Ontology annotation, cellular component: mitochondrion. The coding region runs from base 244 to 1323 and encodes 359 amino acids.
CAAAUAAUCUAUUCAAAGAGUGCAUUAGUUCCUAUUAUGCUUGUAAUUAUACUAUUAGUCGACAUAAAACAUAAGUGUAUGUCUCUCUGCAGAAGCUUUUACGACUGCGAGGCAGUGUCGGCAAUCCCAUGGAAAGAUUUUGGUUGGCCUGACGCGGAGGAUGGCAGACAGCAUGGGGGAAUGAUUUUAAUUCUGACGAGGUUUAGUGAGCAUUAUCUUCAUGUUUAGAAGACGAUUGUCAAAAUGGGAGAUGGAAAUGUUAUACCCAAAUUGGGUAAUAUGAAAGCAGUACUGGGGAUACUUGCUGGCGCAGGUGCCUCUUAUGGGUUAUACAAACUUGUCCGCGGUAUUGGAGGAAAUGCCGAGAAGAAAAACAGAACGAAAUCACUAGAAAGAAGCGGUCAAGAUAUCAGAGCUUCGGGAGAUGUAAUUCUCGAACCGGGGAGUUUAAUGGCCAAAGUGUCGGGAUUCGAUGUGGUUGGAGUACGCAAAAGUCCUUCUCAGGUCACCGCUGAGGCAUCAAUCUUUGCCCCUUUAAUAGCAGACAUUCUAAAGAAGUCCCCAAACUGUUUGGAGCCACGGCACAUAGGGAUGCUCCUCUCCCUUCUGCAGAGCAGUCCUACCACUUCAGAGAGGUCUCAAGUACUUGUUACACUGGGGAACAGUGCUGCUUUCACAGUGAAUCAGGAUUUCAUCCGUGAAUUUGGAGGCCUUCACAUUAUUGCGGGGUCCCUUACAGACACAUCAGCAGAUGUUCGACUACAAACUUUGAACGCAUUGAACAACCUGAGUAUGAACAUAAGAAAUCAAGAACAGCUGAAGGUGUACAUUCCUCAGAUUUUGGAGAUGAUAGAAAUGUCACCAGUCAAUUCAGAUUUGCAGCUUGCAGCCUUGAGGUUGCUGACCAAUAUGUCAGUCACAGACAAACACCAACAUCUGAUGAGGAACUCCGUCACCCUGUUCCUGUCUCUGCUAGUAGUGAGCAAUGAAAUCCUUCAGGUUCAGGUUUUAAAGGUCCUGGUGAAUUUGUCCUCAAAUCCAGAUAUGAUUGAAGACAUUGUCCAAGCACAGGCUCCAGCUUCAUUGGUUCUUCUGUUUGACUGCUGCACCAAGGUCUCUGUGCUCCUCCGUCUCUUGACGUUAAUGGGAAACCUCAGGGCCUGGAGACCCUCGGCCCAGGUUGCAGAGGCCCUGCGCUGGAAGCAGGACUCACUCUUCUGUGUGCUGCUGGACGAUUCCUCCCAGGUGCAUCAUAGACUCCCGCAGUUACUCUCUCACCCUGACGGCGAAGUCAAGGCUCAGGUGGCUAAGAUCCUCACGUAGCUUCCAAGCUGGGCCCAGUAAUGUUGUCUCUGAUGUCCCUGUCCCUAUAACAACACCACCCCUCUAAAUGCCCACUUACAUUCACUGUCCACUUGCCAUUUUGGGCCAUGUUUGUAGGCUCGUAAUGUAAGCUCAGCAAUGCCCACACAGUGUCUUCUUCUAGUUCUCUGAGCUCCCUUGGGGCUUAGGAAAAUUCCCCACUGCCAAAUCUUUUUAUAGAAAAGUGAAUGUGAAUGUCAGUUGAGACAUCAGGUGUUUCCUCCCAUGCACCCAGAAAUGACCCUCUGGCAGGAUUGUAGAGGGAAUGGAGUUCGUUAUGUGGAGGUUUUUGUGAGACUUGCAUUUCAUAUUGCCUUUGUGACACCACUGUGUCCUGCCACAGACAGUUUAUAAAAGGGAAUGUUUUCAGGUUUAGAUGCAUGCCUUAGCAUGGAGAGUGAGUUUCUGACUGACUGGAUUCUUCUCGUUUUUGUGUCUGUGUGCCAAUGUUGGUGAUGUAAAAAUGCUGCACAGCAAUUAAAGGUCUUUUUAUAGUAAUUGUCAGAAAGUAGGAUAUCUCCAGAGUUCCUGUCUUCUGAAGUUGACAGUUAAUACCAGUUCAAGCUUUGACUUUUUUUGAACUGGUUGUUUUUACCAAAAAUAACAAAACCGUUGUCUAAUGCAAACCUGCAAAAAAAAAAUUGGUUUUCUCCUCAACCCUGCUGCCUAAUUGAUCCCAAGAGUGGCAUCAGAAGUUAACCAAACUAUCUUGAAAAUGGGAGGAAGACAUUCCAGGUAGUAUGUUGUUCAGAACUACUUUUACAUUAAAAUAACAUGUCCAAAGAACAACUGCACAAUUUUUUCCAAAAGAUAAAACACCUCCUACUUGUUUAAAAUCAACACAAUGAUAUCCAUAUUUAUUGUCAUGAAAUUCUAGAGAGAAGUAUAGGGAUAUGUACCCAUCUAUAUAUGGUCUUCUUUCAUUUGCUACAAUUGGCCACUGAGACGGACUCCAAAUCUGAUAAAUCCAAUAAGAGCUGCCAUAACAUUUCAGUAGACUAGAGUAAAGACAUCUUGAUUUACACAGAUCUUUCUGUGUAAUAAAGAUAACAUAAUGAAUUGUGAAAAUAUGUUAAAUGAAUUAUUUAUUCUAAGUUAUGUGUUACUGAUCUGCACAUUUGAAUGCUUUAAUAUUUGUUAUAAUCAAAUAAACUGGUUUUACAAUA